AUGCCCCCACCACCUCGUGAACACCCACUUGACCGCGCGGCUGCAACCUUGCGCAAAUCCGGACAACGCCUCCAGUCCUCGCGCUUCGUGUACGGCAUGGUCCAUCGACCCGGAGACCCGCGGUACGAGUACUUUCGCAAGCUCGACAUGACGCCGCGAGGCCGGACGUUCCAGAGCGUCAUCUUGGGCAUGUUUAGGGCCAAGUCGACGUCGGCGGCGGCGCCGCGAUGA
Messenger RNA from Apiotrichum porosum, 231 nucleotides. RefSeq lists its product as uncharacterized. The record is from RefSeq and is a predicted model, not a curated record. The transcript is spliced from 2 exons. Bases 1 to 231 code for a protein of 76 amino acids. Lineage: Eukaryota; Fungi; Basidiomycota; Tremellomycetes; Trichosporonales; Trichosporonaceae.